Messenger RNA from Puccinia triticina, 429 nucleotides. RefSeq lists its product as uncharacterized. The transcript has a single exon. NCBI's taxonomy places the organism in Eukaryota, Fungi, Basidiomycota, Pucciniomycetes, Pucciniales, Pucciniaceae. The record is from RefSeq and is a predicted model, not a curated record. The coding region runs from base 1 to 429 and encodes 142 amino acids.
AUGUGCACCGUGUUGCAUCAAAGAAACCUUACGGAAAGGGAUUCCACGGAGAAUGGAGACACUGAAGUGAUCCUGGUCCUAGCCGAAAACAUGGAAUCCGGCCAUUUAGACCGGGAGCAGGCAAAUGAACUGGUGCUUGAUUCUAUUGGCCUGGAAGAAAAUACUUCUUCAACCGGCUCAGAAUCCGACUGUGACCCCUUUGAAGGAUUGGACCUGGCGGUUUAUUCUCUGUUCAAUAAUUCAGUGGAUCCAGACGGAGACGCCAAUGGUGAAAUAAGCUGGGACGACUAUCUUUUUGAGGCACUCAACCAGCUGGCUGAUGAGCCAGUCCCAUGGGAAUUUCUGACUAAGAAAUGGCCAAAAGAAGACCAACCGUCAUGGUAUCCCUUCAAAGGAAAGGAGGUUUGUUUGUUUUGUGGAUCUGUUUGA